CCAUCUUGGGACCUGUCGCCCGGUACGGUCCCCUCUCCGGAGGCCCUUCCUGGACACUUCGUGCUGGCCUCUGUGGCCGGGUGCAUCUGUGGUGUGGUGAGAGCCAUACUGAGGACUCAUGAUGCCCGGGAAGCUGGAGAUGGGAUCAGUGUGCUUUGAGGACGUGGCUGUGCACUUCACCUGGCAGGAGUGGCAGGACCUGGAUGCUGCUCAGAGGACCCUCUACAGGGACGUGAUGCUGGAGAACUACAGCAGCCUGGUGUUCGUGGGGCACUGCACAACCAAACCUGAGUUGAUCUUCAAGUUGGAGCAUGGAUUUGGGCCUUGGAGUAAAGCAGAAGCCUCAGUCUGGAACUUUCCAGAUGUCCUAAAAGUGUGUGUCCCAGUUGAGACCAUCCAAGAAAAUGAAGAGAGACAGUGGUGUGAAGUGAGAACCACCAGCACCAAUAUAUCAGAUAAAAAGAUAGCUGAAGCACAACUAAAGGUUCAAGGGAAAAUCCAGCAAGGGGAAAAAACAGAUUCGUGUGUCAAAACACACUGCCACAGGCCACAGCACAAGAAGAGUCACACACGUGGGAAACGCUAUGAAUGUAGGGACUGUUGUGAAGUUUCCCACGAUAAGUCGGCGCUCACAGAACAGCAGAGAACUCAAACUAAAGAGAAGACCUAUGAGUGCAAAGAAUGCAGGAAGGGUUUUUACCACAAGUCACACCUCUUCCGGCAUCAGAAAACUCACACAGGGGAGAAGCCCUAUGGGUGUGAAGCAUGCCCGAAAGCCUUCUACCAUAAAUGCCAUCUCAUCCAACACCAGAGAAUCCACACAGGAGAGAAGCCCUAUGGAUGUGGAGAAUGUAAGAAAGCCUUCCGCCGUAAGUGGCUUCUAACGUUACAUCAGCGAACUCACACAGGGGAGAAGCCUUAUGGAUGUAAAGAGUGCAGGAAAGCCUUCUUCUACAAGUCCCACCUCACUCGACAUCAGAGAACCCAUUCGGGUGAGAAGCCCUAUGAAUGUGGCGAGUGCAAGAAAGCUUUUUGGCAGAAAUCAAACCUUACUGCACACCAGAGAAUUCAUACCGGUGAGAAGCCCUAUGAAUGUAAAGUGUGCAAGAAUGCUUUCUACAACAAGUCAAACCUCACUCUACAUCAGCGAACUCACACAGGGGAGAAGCCUUAUGAAUGUAAAGAGUGCUGGAAAGCCUUCUACAGCAAGUCAAAACUCAGUCGACAUCAGGCAACUCAUAGAGGUCACUGCUUCUGUCAACUACAAUCUGCCAUGGGAGGAAACUUCCUCUUUACAGUGGUGUACCACAAAGCCUCAUAACCACCUGAACUCCUGAGACUAAGUGACUAUUGUGACAUUCUGAUCCAAUGCUCAAUCAGAGAUGGAGGAAAAUAAUCAGACAUCUAUGUCAUCCAUCUAAACCUCAGGGAAUGUUCUGGAAGAGGUGGCUUGAAAGAAUGAAAAGUCAGAAACAGCAUGUGAAGAGGAGCCUGCUUAGCCUGAACCUGAAAUGCAUCAGAAUCUGCCCAGAGUCUGGAGAUGGUGUGAACCCCUACUGAUCACAUCCAUUGAUAGAGAUGUGUGGGCAUAUGUCUUAGUUAGGGUUUCUACUGCUGGGAAGAGACAUGACCAUGAUA
Onychomys torridus (southern grasshopper mouse) is the source of this 1638-nucleotide messenger RNA. RefSeq names its product zinc finger protein 25-like. Gene Ontology annotation, molecular function: DNA-binding transcription repressor activity, RNA polymerase II-specific. Lineage: Eukaryota; Metazoa; Chordata; Mammalia; Rodentia; Cricetidae. The record is from RefSeq and is a predicted model, not a curated record. Bases 119 to 1321 code for a protein of 400 amino acids. Gene Ontology annotation, biological process: negative regulation of transcription by RNA polymerase II. The transcript has 7 exons.